Messenger RNA from Diabrotica balteata, 1719 nucleotides. Lineage: Eukaryota; Metazoa; Arthropoda; Insecta; Coleoptera; Chrysomelidae. The record is from the annotation of a GenBank genome assembly.
UUAUGUUUCAAGAAUAUUAAACUUUAACGAGUUAGAAUGAGCAUCGGUGUGUUCGUUCUUCCACUUUUAGUCUUCUACACACUGUUUUCCUCGACAAAUGGCCACGGAAGAUUGAUAGAACCUCCCAGCAGAGCUUCAGCUUGGAGGUAUGGCUUUGACACUCCCCACAACUACAACGACCACGAGUUAUUCUGCGGAGGAUUUACUAGACAAUGGGUAAAAAACGAAGGAAAAUGUGGAGUAUGCGGUGAUCCAUGGGAUUCCAAACUACCACGUGCACAUGAAUUAGGAGGCACCUAUGGAAAAGGUGUCAUUGUACGAAAAUAUUCGCCAGGCAGUAAAAUAACCAUAAGAGUAGAAAUUACUGCAAACCAUUGGGGGUACUUUGAAUUUUCCAUUUGUCCAAACUACAAGACGCCAACACAAGAGUGCCUGGAUCAAAAUAUAUUGACUCUUGUACGACCGCAGGAAAAUGUUGAACAUAAAGGAGUUAGAUACUUCCCAAAAGAAGGAAAUAAGGUGUAUGAAAUGAAGUAUAGAUUGCCAAAGAAGUCAUGCGAGCAUUGCGUUUUACAGUGGAGGUACAUUGCAGGUAAUAACUGGGGAGUGUGCACCAACGGUACAGGCGCUGUAGGAUGUGGACCACAAGAAGAGUUUCGGGCAUGCGCCGAUAUCACAAUCGCAGGCAAAGCAGAAGAACCAUCGGUACCAGAAAUCGAAGAACCGUCGACCACUACAACUCAAGCAACCCCGUCUAGUACCAUCUUGGUUCCAACACUACCAACACCAGAAGAAUCAUACAACCCAUUGUCAGCUUUACUUAUUUCCUUCGUUUCUUUUUUAGUAGCAUUUUCGAUUUUGUUCCUUAUUUAUUUACAUUUCUACCACAUUGGUAGUCAAAUUAAGAACUGGAUUAAGAGACCAAAGGAAAAAGCCAUUUUGACUGAGAUUCCUCAAGCUCCUCGUCCUCCUCCAAGAACUAAAAGAACGACUAGUCCUACUAGGAGGGUCAGUACUGAUGGUAUGCAAGAGAUAGACUUAAGAAGUGAGAGCUUAGCAUAGCAAUGAAUUAUUUUGAAAUAAUUGGAUGUUUAUGUUUGUUUUAUAUUUUAAGAUCAAGAGAGUCAAAUAGAAAUCUUUAGUUUAUAUAUAUUUUACAUCUAAUUUUAAUAUUAAAUCAAUUUCUUAUUGAUUAUUAAUUUCAGUCGAAUACAUAACUUCAUACCAUAAAUAUUGGUUUUUGCGUGUAAUAAAUUGCUACCUGGAUUCAUCAAGAUAUAGGCAGCUUUAUAUAAGAUCUAAAUGACGGGUUCUAAAAGACAAAAAAUAGAUAUUUGUCAAUACUUACAAAGAUUCAAGAAAUCUAAAAUUAGCGUUUCAUGGAUUCUUUUAAUUCUACAUUACACACAUUGAUACAUUUAAAACGAUAAUCAGACUAAAAGUAUGUUAAGGAUGCGAGGGAUGACAAGAAGUAUGCCAGAACAUUGAAAAAGAAGACCUUUGAAAGAAACCGAUGAAUGAAAACAAGAUGUGGAUGUCUGUUUACAAUGAUUAGUGUUUUUAGAAAACAUUUUUCUCAUAAUGUACUGAGCUCCGGGAUCUAAAGAGUGAGGAGAGAUGACUUUUGAAAAGAACCACAGAUAUACAAAUGUUGGACAGAAGACUCACGAAAUAGCUGAAAUAAUGAAAUGUUAAUUGCUGCACUAUUGAAAAUUUUAA